This is a messenger RNA of Fraxinus pennsylvanica, 507 nucleotides long. Lineage: Eukaryota; Viridiplantae; Streptophyta; Magnoliopsida; Lamiales; Oleaceae. The record is from the annotation of a GenBank genome assembly.
AUGACAUCUCUGCCUAAAUUCAAACCCUUAAUUCCCAAAUUGAAACCCCUCAAUUCCCAAAACCCAAGCCGUCCGCUCUCGGUGCAUCAUCUCCACACCACGAAGGAUACCGCCAUGAAAAAUCAGUGUGCUGCUGUUGUUGUUGGCAGGUGGGACGGCGGCGGAGUGUGCGGCACUCUCGACGGUGCCACAAGCCGACUAUAUUUGGCGCAUUAUUUUGAUGUUUGGAGCCAUCCCAGCUGCACUCUCUUUCUACUGGAUUAUGAAGAUAAGGCCCUUGUAGCCAAAAAUGCAAAAUUGUCAGUGCAAGACAUGGCCAAAGUGUUAAAUGCUGAAAUCGAAGCUGUAAAGGAGAAAUUAGAAAAAAUAACUGAGGCCAGCAAACUCAUUUGGCUUAUGGAUGAAUUGGAUGGAAAACCACUGGAGGAGGCAUCAGGUGAAAAUGAAUUGGAUGGUGAUGAGAUAACAGAGCAGACUGCUCCUUCCCAUAAGAUUGUUCCAGUUUAA